UUUUCUUUAGAAAAAUGUUCUUUUUCUCCUGGAGUUCCAUCAGAGGAAUGCAGAAGAAGAUAAAGUUCUCUGUGAUCAGCUCCUCCAGUCAUGAAGAUCAUUUCAGCGCCAAAGAGCUGCUGGUUCAUGCACCCACAGUCAGGGGCUGGAGGUCCAGCAGGUUGAGCUCCUUUCCUCAGCACGUCACCAUCCAGCUGGAGCAGAGGAGCCGGAUCCGGAAACUGCAGCUGCUGGCCCACCAGUUUCUGAUCCCUACCAAGGUCGAGUUUCAUGUUGGAGACAUCCUGCCGUACAGCGGUUCUUCAGAGCUGCAGCUGCGGAGGCUCGGGUACGUCUCCAUGUCGGACAACGAGAGGACAGGGUUCCGGCCCCGAGAGCUGAAGUCGGUCCAUGUGGAUGCUGUUGGAACGUUCCUGAAGAUCAGCCUCUACAGGAACCAUGCCAACCGUUUCAACCACUGCAGUCAGUUAGGGCAGUGUUAUGAUGCUCAGCCAAGUCACAAAAAUCCCCACGGGCAACCAAAAGAUAAACUCCAAUGCAUGAUGGGAAUGCAGGUGGACGUUUCAGUUGCGGACCAGCAGGUGGUGCCUUUGUCUCAGUGCUGCUGCGUGUUCCUGAGUGUGAGGCUGUCAUGGUUUCUUUGGUUGCCAUCAAUGUUCUGGGUGAGGCUUUGGAUGGCGCCAUCAGCUGGAGGCGUGUGUGAGCCCAUGUCCCCCCUGGACGACUUGGCCUUUGACAUGUACCAGGACCCUGAAGUUGCCUACAUCAUCCAAAUCCUGGACCAGAAGAAGCAGGACGUGGUCCACCAGGAGGACUUUGAGCAGGCCAAGAUGCUCAAGCAGGCCAUCGCUGACCUGCAGCAGGUGGGAGAGCGUUUAGCCCGAUAUGACAUGGAGAAGAGAUGUGCCAUAGAGAAAGAAGACUACGACUUGGCCAAGAAGAAGAAAGAAGUGAUGAUGGAGCUCAGGAGGAACAUCUACCAGCAGCUGGAAGUGCACGGCCUGCUCGACAUGUCCACGGUGCAGCAGGAUGAACAUCGCUGUGGCAACGCUCGUCCCCCCCCUCCUCUGAGGUCUCCAGGUCAUCAUGGAGCCCCCGAGCCUGAUGUGUCUGCAGAUGCCUUCAGGAACGAAGCAGGAGACGAUGAAGAGAAGGAGCCAUCGGACGACCGUCACAGACCAGCUGAUGCUCCUCCCUCCACCGCCGGCGCCCCCAGGACUGAUGUACUCAAUGAGGAAAGGCCACUGCCGACCCUUCAGAGGAAAGACUGGGCAGCAGAGAACCUCCAAAGCUCUGGACCUCAUGCUGAGAGGACUCCAGCCAGCUCAGGGAGGAGCGUGCAGCUCCUGUCUGAGAGAGCGCUGAGAGAGGCCGGCCCUGCAGCCGACAUCUAUGGAGAAAGCCCGGUGGCAGAAGCCUUUUCCAGAACCUGGUAUCAGCGGGAACAAGCUCUGCUAGCUGUUCACAACAAGCUGCUGGAGGCGACCUCCACCUCCUCCAAGGAGGAGCUGAGAAACAUGAUCAGAGCUGCAGGCCUGCUGACGAGGAGAGCCCUGCUGGAUAAAGUCACCUUGGUCUUCUACGCCUCACUGAAGCUGCUGCGGUUAAUCCUGAUCUAUAUAAUCCCAGAUGUGGGACUGGGCCGGGCGGAGGCAGCCCACUGCUUACAGCAGACGUUUCCUCACCUGCUCCAGAGGACCGGAGAUGCCGCAGGCCGUCCCCGUGCUGCAGCCAUCGCCUUCAUACAGGUGAUGUUCCCUCACUGUUUUCACUCCAACAUGGUCUCUAGAGUCUUUAAGUGUAUAAAACCUCUGAAGUUCAGUAGGAAGCAGUAGCGGUUUUAGGAACAAGCAGUACAGGCGGCUGCAUGGGGCGGCAAUCCAAAGGGACCGCCAGCUCAGCGCAUCAUGGUGAAAAAAAAAUCUGCACCACUAAUGUUUUCUAUUUUCUGUUAUACCAUGGUCCGGGUGAAUACUCGAUUCUGAUUGGCUGCUGAGUGUGGAUUAAAAAGUGUUAUA
Molecule: messenger RNA, 2018 nt
Organism: Oryzias melastigma (Indian medaka)
Lineage: Eukaryota; Metazoa; Chordata; Actinopteri; Beloniformes; Adrianichthyidae
Product: centrosomal protein of 104 kDa-like
Exons: 12
Coding region: 15-1835 (606 amino acids)
Cellular component (GO): cilium
Source: RefSeq, a predicted model, not a curated record